UGGUUCGCCAUGCCGCUUCACUCUCCCCAGUCUUUCUGAUCAGCUGCUACGCUACACACUGGAAGCAACAAUGAAGAGUUUUCUCCAUUCUCUCUAUAAACCUCCCUUUGCCUGUCCUUGUUAAACUUCCACCAUGGUGCGUAACGUGGAUGACCUGGACUUCUGCCUCUCCUCUCAUCCUCAGAGCAUUCUGGAGGGCCUUCGCUCCCUCUGCUCUCACCCCAAACUCAUCGACGUCACCCUGGUCGCGGGUGGCCGGGACUUUCCCUGCCACCGGGGGGUCCUGGCUCUGUGCAGUACCUACUUUCGCUGCAUGUUUUCAGGGGAUUUUGUUGAAAGCAUUGCCGCCCGAGUGGAGCUCCAUGAUGUAGACCCUGACAUCCUUGGUCAUCUUCUUGAUUUUGCCUAUUCUGGGAAACUCACCAUUAACCAAAGCAAUGUCGAAGGGUUAAUUUGUACAUCCAGCCAGUUGCAAUUUCAAACAGUGAGGGCAGUUUGUAGCAGAUACUUACAACACCAAAUCGAUGCCACUAAUUGUCUGGGUAUUUUAGAGUUUGGUGAGAUCCACGGUUGUCCCGAAGUAGUAGCCAAAGCAUGGGCAUUUCUGUUGGAGAAUUUUGAAGCAGUGCAACACGGUGAAGAGUUCCUCACAAUAGUGAAAGAUAAGCUAACUAAAUGCUUGUCAAAUGACGGACUGCAAAUUCGGGCAGAGCGCACCCGCGUGGAGGCCAUCUUGAAAUGGGUUGGAUAUUGCAGAGAGUCUAGGCUUUGUCAUCUUCAUGAACUGCUAUCCCUGUGCAGGCUCUCUCUACUUAGUGUGGACUAUCUCAAUGACAAGCUGCUGAAGGACAGUUUGGUACAGGCCUCUACCAUCUGCCGAGAAGCUGUGGAAAGUAUUCUCAGAGAGAAAAUGAGUCUGGCUCCUGAGUUUCUGGACAGGGCCAGUUCUCACAGUCCUCACCAGAACCUUCAGGAGGUGCUUUUUGUGAUGGGAGGCCGCGCGCUGGACGACUCAGAUGAUGAAGAAGACUCGGAUGAAGAAGACCGUGACCCGAGACUCGAGCGACCCCCACCUAAAAACUGUGCUUUCUACAACACAAAAACAAAGCAGUGGCACCAGCUUCCCAAUUUUCCCAAUCCAAACAAGUGGGGCUACUCCAUGGUAUCUUUAAACAACGACGUGUAUGUUACUGGUGGCUCAAGAGGUUCAAAUACCAACACCUGGUCAACCACAGAGACUUGGAAGUACAUCACAAGAGAAGCAAAGUGGGUUACUGUGGCACCGAUGCUCCGGCCUCGAACCAACCACACCUCAGCGACACUCAAUGGAGAGCUCUAUGUCAUUGGAGGAACAACCUUAGAUCGCGUUGAAGUGGAACAUUAUGACCCAUACACUGACUCUUGGGCCCUGACUUGUCCAGCGUUGAAAUAUGUCACUAAUUUCACGGCCACAGCUUGUCAAGGGAAGCUCUAUGUGAUCGGCUCAUGUGCAGUCAAGUACAAUGCUCUGACUAUGCAGUGCUACAACCCCGUCAUAGAUAGCUGGAUCAAUGUAUGUUCUCCGUUCAUCCCAAAGUACCUCUCAUCACCUCGCUCUGUGUGUAUGGAUGGAGUUAUUUAUCUAGUGGCUGACAACACUAAGAAAGUCUACUCCUACGACCCUGAGGAAAACAUAUGGCAGAAGGUCCAACUGCUCCAAAUGCUCCAUGAGAACGGUGGAAUGGUGACACUGGAUGGUAAACUCUUUGUAACAGGGGGACAUUGGAAGGGCAUGGAGGGAGACUAUGGGGUGGAAGUGGAGGUGUAUAGCCGCGCCUCAAACUCUUGGGACAUAGAGGGCACCCUCCCCCGAAUGUGGUUCUACACUGGACUCUGCACCAUCUUCUUAGACCCGUCCCAAUGGCCCGACACCUUCCCAGUAGAUGCAACAUAGUAGUCUUCUUCAUUUAACUUUAGAAUGAGUUUAAUAAUACCUUUGUGCAAUGCAAAAGGUAUGUUUAUCCCUGGAUUUCACUGUGUCCAAGAAUAGUGUCACAUAAUCCUUGGGUAUUCCUGAUUGUGUGGCAGAGAAAUUAAUUUAGCAGCUCAGUGUGUCUUUGUUUACACUUGUACAACCAUGUUUAAGAUAGAAUUAAUUAUGUACUCAAACCGUGAA
Molecule: messenger RNA, 2155 nt
Organism: Periophthalmus magnuspinnatus
Lineage: Eukaryota; Metazoa; Chordata; Actinopteri; Gobiiformes; Gobiidae
Gene: klhl30
Product: kelch-like family member 30
Exons: 8
Coding region: 134-1933 (599 amino acids)
Molecular function (GO): protein binding
Source: RefSeq, a predicted model, not a curated record